Molecule: messenger RNA, 522 nt
Organism: Notechis scutatus (mainland tiger snake)
Lineage: Eukaryota; Metazoa; Chordata; Lepidosauria; Squamata; Elapidae
Gene: ECSCR
Product: endothelial cell surface expressed chemotaxis and apoptosis regulator
Source: RefSeq, a predicted model, not a curated record
UCAAAGUUCACCCCAUUUUUUCCCUGAUCCCAGAAUGAAUAGAACAGUAAGGAACUAAGAACUGGCAAGUGGAAGAAAACAUGAUAGCUUUAAAAAUGUUAAUAUUUUUGUGGAUAUGUCACUUUGUUCUUCUCCAAGGUCCUGAGCCUAAGGAGAAUAGCAGUCUCUUUCUUCCCACCUUGGCAGAAUCCACAGGUAUAUCUAAACUAAUGAUUGUCACAAAAGAUUUCCAAAAUGAAAAACCAGACUUUCCUACUACCUCUUAUCCUACAGAAGAAAAACCAGCAGCAUUAACAGUGGCAGCAUUAAGUAUCAUCAUUUUCAUUGUCAUUCUGGUGGUAAUUGUAAUAAUCCUUGUCAGCGUGGUCUGCAUAACGUUCAAUGGCCAUCACUGCAAAAAGGUAACAGAUAAACAAAAACUUCAACAUUCUACAGUAUCAUACAGCUGUUCGGAUGCUGUUACUACAGUUGGCAGUAAGAAUGCUUUGUUGGUCUCUAUGAAGACUUAAAUGCAACCAGCAG